Branchiostoma belcheri (Belcher's lancelet) is the source of this 3366-nucleotide messenger RNA. RefSeq names its product vang-like protein 2. Gene Ontology annotation, biological process: multicellular organism development; establishment of planar polarity; Wnt signaling pathway, planar cell polarity pathway. NCBI's taxonomy places the organism in Eukaryota, Metazoa, Chordata, Leptocardii, Amphioxiformes, Branchiostomatidae. The transcript is spliced from 3 exons. The record is from RefSeq and is a predicted model, not a curated record. Bases 229 to 1824 code for a protein of 531 amino acids. Gene Ontology annotation, cellular component: plasma membrane.
UUGUGGUGUUAGAUGACGAUAUUUAUGAUAAUCAAAAGAAAUUCUCACCAGUCUGCAUGGAUCUCGACGGAGGGUGAACGUCAGAUUAAACAGCGCCAUUACUUCCUACACUAUGUGUUUUGUGAACGGGAUGUCGCCUAGUUCUCCUGGUUGAAACACACAAUUGCAGAAAUGACGUGACAGAGGCAUCUUAGCAUCAGCUGGCAGUGAAAGUUUAAAACGGUAACCAUGGAGACAGAGUCCGUUCGCUCGGGCAACAGCAGCUACGUGAGCCACCGCUCGCACCGCAGCCGGGACAAGCACCGGGACCGUGAGCGGAAACGGCGCAGCCGCGACCACAACCACAGCAGCUCCCUGCUGAAGGCGGACCGCUCGGUGACCAUACAGACUCCGCCACACAGUACCACCGGAGGGGGGGACGGAGAGGACGGAGAGGAGGUCAUCGAGGUACAGAUUCUGCCUCAGGAUGACAACUGGGGAGACAACACCACGGCCAUCACCGGCACCAGCGAACAGACGUCCAUGGAGGACAUCUCCAGGAUGGCCAAGGACAUGGAGGACAGUAUCGGUCUGGGCAGCAUCCAGCACCUCGGGGUGGUCAUCGCCACCAUGUUGUCCCUGUUCGCUUUCCUCACCCCCAUCGCCUUCGUAGUGCUUCCACUGGUUCUGUGGAAGGAGACUCUGGACCCGUGUAACACCGUGUGCCAUGGACUCUUCAUCAGCUUUGCCUUCAAGCUGUUGAUCUUGCUGAUCGGCGCGUGGGCGCUGUUCUUCCGCAGGCCGAGGGUGGUGAUGCCCCGCGUGUUCGUGUUCCGUUCCAUGAUCAUGGCGCUGGUGUUCGUGUACACGCUGUCCUACUGGCUGUUCUACGGAGUCCGGGUCCUGGACGAGCGGCCGUCCAACUACCAGGACAUCGUGCAGUACGCAGUCUCCCUGGUGGAUGCGCUGCUCUUCAUCCACUACCUAGCAGUUAUUCUCAUCGAACUCAGGCACCUAAGGCCGCAGUUUAUUGUGAAGGUGGUGCGGAACACGGACGGGGAGAACCGGUUCUACCACGUGGGCCAGUUCAGCAUCCAGCGGGCCGCCGUCUGGCUGCUGGAGCAAUACUACCGUGACUUCCCGCCGUACAACCCCGCCCUCAUGCACAUACCCACCCGGGCGCCCAAACAGCUCACCGGCUUCAAGUUCUACGACGUAGACGGGAACCCGGGCAACGCCUCGUCGGGACAGACGCGGGCCAUGAUCGCGGCGGCGGGGCGGCGCCACGAGUCGAUCCACAAGGAGAGAUACUACGAGGAACAGGAGUACGAGAGGAGGGUGAAGAAGAGAAGAGUGCGGUUCGUGUGUGCCACGGAGGAGGCUUUCACGCAUAUCAAACGGCUGAGCGAGGAGCGGGGCCCGGCCGUGCCCAUGGAUCCUCACGAGGCCGCGCAGGCCAUCUUCCCGGCGUUCGCCCGUCCCAUGCAGAAAUACUUGCGCGUAACAAAGCAGCAGCCUUACCACACGAUGGACAGCAUCCUCAAACACCUGGCUUUCUGUAUCGUACACGAUUGUACCCCCAAGGCCUUCCUGGAGCGGUACCUAACCCCCGGGCCAUCCAUUCAGAACGAGAGCGAAAUUCACAAGAAGCAAAAGUGGACCCUUGUGUCGGACCUUCCCCUCCACAACUCGCUGGAACCGGGCAUGAGCUUCGCUCUACGCGAGCAGAGCUUCUCGCUGCUGGUUACCGUCAUGCGGAUUCCAACCAUCAAGCUCAAGGAGGACUACCAAGACCCAAAGAGCAACAAGUUUGUUCUCAGACUGCAGUCGGAAACUUCAGUCUAACUCCCCGUACCCCCCUCCCCACUCCCCACCCACCAACAGGCUAAGUUUAGGAGUGUGGUCUUUAUUAUAAUUGUGAUGUCAAGUAUGGCAUAGUCUUGAUUCUUGACUGUCCCCCUUCCUCUAUGUGUAAGGAAAAAUGUCGUGAAGGAUAUUUAAAUUGAAACCUGUGGUGGAAAGUACAGUAAUGUGGUAGAAGAUGUACUUCAGUCUGUCACGACCUGUUCAUAUUGUGUUUACAGAUUUCGGCUUGUAUGUCGCAGUAGAUGAUUUGUUUUUCUAAUUUGUUACCAAAAGUAAGUAGCUCUUUACAUAUUAAAGUGUUCAGAAUGACUAUAUAGUAUAAUGUAGAGGAUGAUAGCAUAUCCGUACCGAUAAGUAGAGUUUUUUUACUUGCACAAUUCCUUGCACAUCAGAGUUGACUUCUCAACAGUAGGAAACUAAUAUUUAAUUGUGUGUUUUGAUGAGUGUCGUAGUAAAUGGCUAGGUGGAUGUCGGAACCUUUAUUAUGGAGGGCCCACACAAGUCAGUCAGGUACCCCUGACUUUUGUACAUAUAUAUACUACUAGUCCCCAAUUUUCCAAAAACAGUUGUCAUGAUAUAGAUAGACCUGUUGUCUACUUAAUGAUUUACAGUUUAGAGUUCUUGGUUGGUUGUAUGGGUAACAAAGUAAACUGGCUGUAGAGAUCUGAAGUUGGUUCUAUAAACAUCAACCGACAUGUACAGAAGCAGUAGGUUGUAACAAUAUUAGUUUAUAACCUUCACGUUGUAAAGAAAAGAAAACGGAACAAAAAAAAAAGGAUCUAACCUUUGGCAAUGCCAGUUCGGGCCGUGUCCAAGUAGGGUUUCUACAGCAAAACUGGUUUUGCAGACUGUGCCUUCUAAGGUGUGUAGGCUUCUAAACACAACUUUCCUACUUCGAAUCGAAACAAAGGGUCCAUUAUUUUCACUCUCUUUCUCAAGUAAUUUCGUAAAAAAAGAAGAAAGUAUAUUUUCUGAUGAUAGGCUCCGUUACAUGGCAUAUCGCAAACUUUUCUACGAUUUUUGACUCCCAGAUUGCGCUAAAAAUUCCAGGGGACCAAUGUUGAGUCUCCGUGUGUAUAUAUAUGUCUGCCCUAAACUGCAGAAAACCAGGUUUCCUCCCCAACCACCAGUAUCAAAGAAUGGUCUGCAAUAAACCUGUGUCCCAAACAUUAGCUUGUUUACAAGUUUGAGAAAACAGUGAUUUUUUAAUAAACAGUAAACUAAAGUCUAUUGGCAAAUUGAACGAAUGAAAAAAUGUUUUACAGAUUUGAAACGUUAUUCUCAGCGUAGUAGAAUUGAUAAGAGGGGAGGAAACCAAUUUGAUAUGAGUAUAGGAAAAUUUGGUGUAAGGAACAUGUGUAGAACACUGUAUAGCUGUACUUAAAAGAGUAUUGUGUAGUGAUGAAAACUGUAUUUGCUUAGUGUGUACCCCCCCAGAUCUCUGAGUUAGUCUCUGUGGCUGACAUGAUUUCAUAACUCUUGCCCUGUAACUGAUGAAUAAAGAUAUCAUACAGAUCAGGA